AUGGCACCGUCUUCCGAAAUCCCUCCUCCAUAUGAGCUGCCACCUAAGCCCAGCGGGCUGAAGGUGGACAAGCCCAACUUCAUCAUCUUCAUGCCGGAUCAACUCCGCUACGACUCUCUGGGCUGCAAUGGCAACAAGACAGUCAAGACGCCACACAUUGAUAGCUUCGCAGCUGAGGGCACCCGCUUCACGAACUGCUUCGUCCAAGCCUCCGUCUGCACCCAGUCCCGUUGCAGCAUGUUCACCGGCAACUACCCUCACGUCUCGGGCCACCGCUCCCUCGAGAACCUCAUCAAGCCCUGGGAACCCAACCUUUUCAGGUCUCUGAAGGAAAAGGGCGGCUACCACGUCGCCUGUCUCGCGCCACGCGGCGACACCUUUGCGCCGACAGUGACUGAGAUGUCGCUAGACGAGUACGGCUUCCUCGAGACGCCCGAGUUCGUGCCGCGGUUUGCCGGGGGCGGUAAGGCCGAACCCGAGGACAAGGAGGACAUUUGGAAGAGGCUUUUCUACAAGGGCCUCAGAAACCCCAACGAGGCUCUCGACUACGAUGAUGCGGUCGUCAAGGGCGCGCUCAAGUGGCUGGAGCACCCGCCUACUGACAAGCCUUGGGUCUUGUUUAUGCCGCUCAUUUUCCCGCACUGCCCGUUCCAGGUGGAAGAGCCGUACUUUUCGAUGUACAACCGCGGAGAGAUGGGACAGCCCACCAAGCCUUCCGACAAGACGGGCUACGAGCCGCGCUACAUGCAGCUCAAUCGCGAGCGCUACGGCACGCACCGCGCGACGCCCGAGAUCUGGGCCGAGGUGAUGGCGACCUACUACGGCAUGAUCUCGCGGCUGGACGACCAGUUCGGCCGCGUCGUCGAGCGCACCAAGGCCCUCGGCCACUGGGACUCGACCGUCACCCUCUUCUUCACCGACCACGGCGAGUACCUCGGCGACCACGGCAUGAUCGAGAAGUGGCCCUCCGGCCUCUCCGACUCGCUCACCCACGAGCCCCUCAUCGUCGGCGGCGCGGGGCUGCCGCGGGGCGUGUCCUACGACGAGAUGGCCGAGAUGGUCGACCUCGUGCCCACGGUGCUCCAGUUCGCGGGCGUCGGCGAGCACUUUCCCCACUGCGGGACGUCGUUGGCGGAGAUCCUGACGGCGGCCGGGAAGGACGGGGAGGGGAAGGUGUUGAAGCACAAGGACUUCGCGUUCACCGAGGGCGGGUUCCUGACGAGCGAGGAGCCCUUGCUGGAGCAGGCGCCGUAUCCGUACGAUAUCAAGGCGGCGCUGCAACACGAGGAUACGACGGUCGUGGGGAAGAGCGUGUCGUGUCGUGAUAAGAAGUGGGCGUUCAUUUACAGGUUGUACGAGCCGGCGGAGUUGUACGACCGCCAGGGAGAUCCGGGCGAGCUGCACAACUUAGCAGAAGUCGCGGAGUAUCAGGAUGUAAGGAGGCGGAUGGAGGGCGUGGUGUUGAGGUGGAUGGUCGCGAGCAGCGAUUUCUUGCCGUGGCAGAAGGACCCUCGGUUCCCGGCCGUCGAGCUGGAGAGCGUUGCGGACCAGUACCGGAAGAGAGGCGGCGUUUUGAGUGACGGAAAGGCAUGA
Colletotrichum karsti is the source of this 1593-nucleotide messenger RNA. RefSeq names its product choline-sulfatase. The record is from RefSeq and is a predicted model, not a curated record. Gene Ontology annotation, molecular function: iduronate-2-sulfatase activity. Lineage: Eukaryota; Fungi; Ascomycota; Sordariomycetes; Glomerellales; Glomerellaceae. The transcript has 3 exons. The coding region runs from base 1 to 1593 and encodes 530 amino acids.